AUGGGAAAGGAUGUCCCGUUCAACGAGGUCUCUCUUCACCAGCUUCACAGUCUUUACCACCAGUAUCCCCGGCAAGCAAGCACUUCCCGGCGAGCAUCACCCGCCAUCCAAAGUCGAACCAAAACGCACAACGAUCCCCGAAGCGAGAACGCGAUGAAGCCUCAGUCCCUGCUCUCGGCUGCGGCGGCCGUCCUGCUGCCCACACUCGUCGCCGCGGCGCCCGCGGAGCCCGCCGAGAAGGCGGCCGCGAAGCCGCCUGCCUUCUUCCUCGCCGGCGACUCGACCACGGCGGUGCAGGCCACGGGCGGCGGCGGCUGGGGCAACGGGUUCCUCGGGUUCCUCAAGAAGCCGGCGUUCGGCACCAACUACGGCCGCAACGGACGGACGACGGUGGACUACGUCAGCCAGGGCCACUGGGACACGGUCAAGAGCGCCGUCAAGUCCAACACGGCCAACUUUGACGUCUACGUGACGAUCCAGUUCGGCCACAACGACCAGAAGCCGGAGAAGAACAUCUCGCUCGACCAGUACCAGGCCAACCUCGUCAACCUCGCCAAGGAGAUCAAGGCGCUCGGGGCGACACCGAUCCUGGUGACGCCGCUGACGCGGCGCAGCUUCAGCUCGGCGGGCGUCGUGACCAACAACCUCUCCAACGAGCGCGAGCGCACGAUCGCCGCGGCGGCGGCUGGCAAGACGACGUACAUCGACCUCAACCUCUACAGCCGCAAGUUCGUGCAGGCCAUCGGCGAGACCAAGGCGCACUCGUACAACCUCAAGGAGGACGACAACACGCACCUCAACGACGAGGGCAGCGUCGUCUUCGGGCGGCUGGUGGCGGACCUGCUGCUGGAGAAGGAGAAGAAGCUGGCGCAGUGGUUCACGCCCAACAAGUCUCUGAGCGACGAGAUCUGGAAGGCCAUCAACAGCUCGUCCGUUUAA
Messenger RNA from Colletotrichum higginsianum IMI 349063, 939 nucleotides. Its product is annotated as GDSL-like Lipase/Acylhydrolase. Bases 1 to 939 code for a protein of 312 amino acids. The record is from RefSeq and is a predicted model, not a curated record. NCBI's taxonomy places the organism in Eukaryota, Fungi, Ascomycota, Sordariomycetes, Glomerellales, Glomerellaceae. The transcript is spliced from 2 exons. Gene Ontology annotation, molecular function: hydrolase activity.